UACAGUAUCUCCAAGCCGAUUGCAAUGCUUAAUAUCAAGUUAAUCAUCCUGGUUGCCCUCGCCAUCACCAUGGUCCAGAGUUGCUCCAUCGAACAGCCGGAGGAGGAGGUCCAGUGUGGGUGUUGCAAGUCCCAAUGCCCCACGUGUGGAUCCUGCGGAUGUGGAUGCCGACCAUGUCGUUGUUGCUCCUCAUGUGGGUGCGGUUGCCAGGACUAA
Molecule: messenger RNA, 216 nt
Organism: Drosophila suzukii
Lineage: Eukaryota; Metazoa; Arthropoda; Insecta; Diptera; Drosophilidae
Source: RefSeq, a predicted model, not a curated record